Debaryomyces fabryi is the source of this 795-nucleotide messenger RNA. RefSeq lists its product as uncharacterized. The transcript has a single exon. Bases 1 to 795 code for a protein of 264 amino acids. The record is from RefSeq and is a predicted model, not a curated record. Lineage: Eukaryota; Fungi; Ascomycota; Pichiomycetes; Serinales; Debaryomycetaceae.
AUGAUAAGGCAGAACUAUAGUCUAGCUAAUGAACUCAAGAGUAAGGAGAGAAAACAACAAAGCAAAGUCCAACAACGACAAAAGCGUCAGUUUAAAAUAGAAAAACUUUCUGCUGCAGACCCAAUACGGAUUUUCAGACAAAUCGAAAGGCUAGAGCUGAAUCAGGAGAAGACAGACAGAGAUAUACUGUAUUUAAAGAAGCUAAAAGAAGAUUGGGAGUUUAUAAAAGAGAAUGGCCUUCAUAAAGCGAAGGUGGAAUCAUUUUUAGCACAGAAAGAGCAAGAAGAAAAGACAAAAGCGAAAGCUAAUAGCAAACUAUGGGGGCUGAAGUCUAUAUACUUUAAUCCUGAAUUAAACCCCCUUGGUAAAGUUCCAGGAGACAAAUUACUGGAAAAACCUAUAAUUCAAUUACCAAAUCAUACAAAACCUUUAAAGUCGCAUGUAUAUACCAAGUAUUCUAAGGAUCCGCUAAUUGAUAGAUUGGAAGUUGUUUUACCCGAAGGAGAGCCACCAAAGUUCUACAAAAUGGUUCAGAAUACUCAGCGAAAUAAUGCUACUAGUAACAUUUUGUCUUCCUCAAAUGACGUUCCAAAUGUCACGGAUGUUAUACUGUCAACUGAAAAAGCUGUGAACAUGCUCGUUCCAUCUGCCAUUCUUAAGAAAUCAAAAAAGAAAGAACUUGACCAUGACGAUAGGGAUGAUGACUAUGACUAUGACAAUGAUUAUGCACCAGAAGAAGAAGAAUACUUGAUAGCAAUUGGUAAACUUCCUUCGAAAAGAAGUAGAAUCAAUUAG